Morus notabilis is the source of this 2229-nucleotide messenger RNA. RefSeq names its product G-type lectin S-receptor-like serine/threonine-protein kinase LECRK1. The coding region runs from base 1 to 2229 and encodes 742 amino acids. Lineage: Eukaryota; Viridiplantae; Streptophyta; Magnoliopsida; Rosales; Moraceae. The transcript has 2 exons. The record is from RefSeq and is a predicted model, not a curated record. Gene Ontology annotation, molecular function: ATP binding; protein serine/threonine kinase activity. Gene Ontology annotation, biological process: recognition of pollen; protein phosphorylation.
AUGGCUUUCUUUCUCAAAUUAUUAUUCACUAUUGCCUUUGUAUUGAUCAAAAUUAAUACUUCUGAAGCUCAAGAAAUUAGACAGGAUCAGUCUAACGUAAGUCUUGGCUCUUCUCUUACACCUGAUAAGAACUUGUCAUGGUUAUCAAAUUCAGGUCUCUACGCCUUUGGAUUUUACAAGCAAGGCAAUGGCUAUUCCGUGGGGAUAUUUCUAGCGGGGAUUGCUCAGAAGACCGUUGUAUGGACCGCAGACCGGGAUUCCGCCCCAGUCACCAGCAACGCCACUUUGCUAUUCACGAGUGAAGGAAGGCUGGUCUUGCGUCCAACACAAGGCAAAGAUUAUUAUGACAUAGCAGAUUCUUCGCUACCGCCAGCGUCUUCGGCUUCCAUGCUCGAUUCGGGCAAUUUCGUGCUCUACAACUCUGAUGGUGGAAUUAUAUGGCAGAGUUUCGAGCAUCCAACCGAUACCCUUUUGCCAACUCAACAUCUCGCUGCGGGGAACGAGCUUGUUUCGAGCGUCUCAGACUCUGAUCACUCGUCGGGAAUCUUCCGUCUGAAGAUGCAAAAAGAUGGGAACCUUUGUCAGUACCCUGUGGGAACUCCGGAUGAAGCUCCACACUCGUACUUCACUUCUUGGACAGACGGGAAAGAUGAUCAUGAUGAGAGUACCGGAAGCUGGUCAGUUGAAUGGUCAUCUUCUAAGAACAAGUGUGAUCCCAAGGGCGUGUGCGGAUUGAACGGGUUUUGUGUUUCUAAUGGUGAUCAAGAACAGCUACCUAUUACUUGUAGAUGUCUCCCGGGGUUCGAUUUUGUUAACAAGACGGAUAAAAGUUCAGGGUGCAAGAGGAAUAUCAGCAUCGCGGAUAUCUGCGGAAACGAGAGGAUGAAUUUCACCUUCACCAUGGAAGAACUUCCAAACACGGGUUGGUAUGAUAAUACGUAUUCAGAUUUGUCAUUGCAACAGAAAGAGGCCUGCACACAAGAUUGUCUCAGUGACUGCAACUGCGAAGCUGCGUUCUACAAGGACGGAAAGUGCAGAAAGCAGAAGCUUCCUUUGAGGUAUGGGGUAGGUCUUCAAAGUGAUUCAAAUAUAGCUCUUGUCAAGGUAUACACACCCAAAUCCACCAUUGAUCAAGAACCGGCUUUGCCCAAAGAAACCGACGAAAGAUCAGUAUUUCGGAGGAAUUUCCUAAUUAUCGGAGUUGUCCUUGUUGUUUUCGGAUUCAUGAUGAUGGUGAUCUCUAUAGUUUUGUUCCGUAAGAGCAAAGUUUGGACAUACAGAAAGAUGGAUUUCUAUAAGGAAGCCGAACUUGGCGAUGAAGUUGCGCUUCGACCCUAUACAUAUGAAGAGCUAGAGAAGAUGACCGAGGGUUUCAAGGAAGAGAUUGGAAGAGGGUCAUUUGGGACGGUUUAUAAAGGAAGGAUUCUCUACAGCGGAAAAGUAGUAGCUGUCAAGAGACUAGGAAGACUACUGCCAGAGCAAGGUGACAGAGAGUUUCAAAAUGAGAUGAAAGCUAUUGGGAGAAUCCAUCACAGGAACCUAGUUCGCUUACUCGGGUUUUGCCGCGAAGGACCGAACAGGCUUUUGGUAUACGAGUACAUGGCCAAUGGAUCACUUGCAGAUAUGCUCUUCACACCAGGGAAACAUGGCGUGAUUCGUUGGGAUGAAAGAGUGAAAAUCUCUUGUGAAAUAGCAAGAGGAAUCGUGUAUCUCCAUGAAGAGUGCGAGACGCAAAUGAUCCAUUGCGAUAUAAAGCCUCAGAACAUACUCAUGGAUGAGAAAAUAUGUGCCAAGAUCUCCGAUUUCGGGCUGGCUAAGUUGCUCAGGCCAGAUCAAACACAAACCUUUACCGGGAUUAGAGGAACAAGAGGGUAUGUUGCCCCUGAGUGGCAUAAAAAAUUUCCUGUUACUGUCAAAGCAGAUGUCUACAGCUUUGGGAUUGUGCUACUGGAGAUAAUAUGUCGUCGACGAAAUGUUGCCAUGGAUGUUCCCGAGGAAGAAGCGAUCCUGGAAGAAUGGGCGCGUUAUUGUUUUGAGAAUGGAGAGCUGCGGAAAUUGGUGGUCGAUGAUGAAAAUGUAGACGAGAGUCAAUUAGAGAGGAUGGUUAAAGUUGCACUUUGGUGCCUUGAGGAGGAACCGUCACUUAGGCCUUCCAUGAAGAACGUUCUGCUCAUGCUAGAAGGGAUUUUGGACGUCUCAAGCCCUCUUAGUCCAAAUUCUUUUACUUAG